Dromaius novaehollandiae (emu) is the source of this 1963-nucleotide messenger RNA. It is a transcript of the gene DOHH, whose product is annotated as deoxyhypusine hydroxylase. The transcript is spliced from 5 exons. Gene Ontology annotation, biological process: peptidyl-hypusine biosynthetic process. The record is from RefSeq and is a predicted model, not a curated record. Gene Ontology annotation, molecular function: deoxyhypusine monooxygenase activity. The coding region runs from base 208 to 1113 and encodes 301 amino acids. Lineage: Eukaryota; Metazoa; Chordata; Aves; Casuariiformes; Dromaiidae.
GCCGGAUGCGGCCGCUCACGUGGGCGCAGGGUGGCUGCGCCCCCCCCCCCACCCGGAAGCUGCGAUGGUACGAGCCGGCCGGCGCGGUCACGUGGGAGCGGCUGCGAUGGCGGCGCGCGCUGGCUGCAGAGCGUGACUGGAGAGAGCCCUGCCGGCAGCUCGCGUGUGACCCAGAGCCUGCUGCUUCCUGCUGCUGCUGCCGGGACCAUGGUGACGGAGAAGGAGGUGGAGGCCAUCGGCCAGACGCUGGUGGAUGCGGCGCAGCCGCUGCCGGCCCGAUUCCGGGCCCUCUUCACCCUGCGCAACCUGGGCGGCCGCGCAGCGGUGGACUGGAUCAGCCGAGCCUUUGGAGACAGCUCCGCACUGCUGAAGCACGAGCUGGCGUACUGCCUGGGCCAGAUGCAGGACGAAGCGGCCAUCCCUGUGCUGGUCCGGGUGCUGGAGGACACCCGCCAGGAGCCCAUGGUCAGGCACGAGGCGGGUGAAGCUUUGGGUGCUAUUGGGAAUCCUGAUGUGCUGGACGUCCUGAAACGCUAUUCGGAAGAUCCCGUGGUUGAGGUGGCGGAGACGUGUCAGCUGGCAGUGAGGAGGCUGGAGUGGCUUCAGGAGAACAAGGAGGAGCCAGGUGCCAGCCCCUACCUGUCGGUGGAUCCCGCUCCUCCCGCUGAGGAGACGGAUGUUGCCAAACUCCGUGAAACCCUCCUGGAUGAGUCGCGCACUUUGUUUGACCGCUACAGGGCCAUGUUUGCCCUGCGAAACCUGGGGAGCCGGGAGGCUGUGCUGGCACUGGCUGACGGCCUGCGGUGCGGCAGCGCCCUCUUCCGCCACGAGAUCGGCUACGUGCUGGGCCAGAUGCAGCACGAGGCCUGCGUCCCCCAGCUGACGGCCGCGCUGCGGAGCCGCGCCGAGAGCCCCAUGGUGCGCCACGAGUGCGCCGAGGCCCUGGGCUCCAUCGCCCGGGCGUCCUGCCUGGAGACCCUGCGGGCCUUUGCCCACGACGAGGAGCGGGUGGUGCGGGAGAGCUGCGAGGUGGCGUUGGACAUGUACGAGUACGAGAACGGCUCCCAGUUCCAGUACGCUGACGGGCUCUGCAAGCUGCAGGCCUCCGCCUGAGCCCUCGGCUGGGAAGCGCUGGCCGGGGCGAGCUGCCUGCCACCCCCAGGCCCGCUCUCCCUGCCCUCCAUCGACACACAGGGCCUGCGAGGCCGGAUCUGUGCCCUGCCCCGGCACAGAUGAAGGAGGAACCAGCUUUUGCUCUCUGGCAACGUUACAGCCUGUUUCUUUGUCCAAAUCCAGGCUGAGCUGCUACUUGCCCCCCGUUUCCUGGGCCUGCCCCCCUUCCCUUUUGCUGGCAGGAUCAGCAUUGCCUGCCUGCAGCCCGUCUUGGGGCUGGGGCUGGGUGGGCUCUUCUCUGCGUGUCGGAGCCUAUCGCAGCUGCGUGGGGCCUGGGGCUGCUCUGGGGCUGCCCUGCAAUGGCAGCUUGGUGCGAAAAGGCUCUGCUCACCUUGCUUUAGCUUCUCCGGAGGGGCCAGGGUUGGCUUCAGGCCAUCGCUCCCGUGGGCUGUAGCUACACAAUGUCUAGAAAUUGCUCCUGGUGUUGGUGCAGAGACGGAUCCCUCCUUGCCACGACGGCUGCAGGGGUGGUGGAGGAGCUGGUGUGGGUUUGGCCUCUCCUGUCAGGGCAGGCUCCUGUGCUUGCAGCAGCCUUUGCCCUAGGUUGGAGGUUGUUUCAUGGCAAAGUCUGGAAGAUUUGGCCAUGGUUUUUCUUUCUGCAGGGAACCACUCUGUGAUUAGGGCUUACAGGGUGAGGCAGAGCCUGCCUGGACUUCCCCUGUGUUUAACCAGACCUGGCAGGGCUGAGGCUGGUGUCUCCUGCUGUCACCCAGCACCCCAGUGCCCUGGGCUGCCCCAGUGCGGACGUGUGUGGGGCUGGGAGGAAAUAAAGCGUUGGCCUUGUGCACUA